Ceraceosorus bombacis is the source of this 2132-nucleotide messenger RNA. NCBI's taxonomy places the organism in Eukaryota, Fungi, Basidiomycota, Exobasidiomycetes, Ceraceosorales, Ceraceosoraceae. The record is from the annotation of a GenBank genome assembly.
AUGGGAGUGCCUCCUUAUAAUCUUUCGGAGCAGCCCAGCGCGGAAGACAUUCUUCAGCUGCUGGACAAUGCUGGUUCAUCAGGCAUUCCAGACACCCGGACCCUCGCGGUGUCUCCGGACAACGUUGAUCUGACCUCGCUUACCUCUCUCGAAGCAGCGCAUCGCGCGCGGGCGGACUGGCAGUUGGGCCUUCAAUCUACGCUCAGCAGUCUCAGAGAUAGAGACAUGGUCACCUUUGAUGUCAAGGAAGAGCUGAGUAGCGGGCUCACAGAGGAAGGAAACACGAUUGCGAAUGAGGGAAGUCACGAGGCCAGGUUGUGGGCUGCUCUACCUGCAGACGCAGAGGAAGGAAAGAGCAUGCAAGACUUGCAGGUGAGAUCGCUGUAUGCCGUCCUGCUCCUCGGUGAACCUCGACUGUGCCACUCACACCGUGAUCAAAUCCUACUUGGAAGACAUUGCUCACCGCCGGCGUCCUGAAGAUUGCUCAAGGCAAGGCAUUCGCCAAGAAGUGGGUGCGGAAACAUCCUUCUGUUAAUGGCGCACUAGCUCGCGUCCCAGGAGUAGACAAUAUCGUGGAUGAAACCAGAACACAGCUAGCCGGCAUUAGAGACGGCAGCAUCAGGCCAUCAGACAAAGACUUGGCGGAAUUGCGAAAAAGGAAACUGAUUGUAGCCAAGUGAGUUGGCUUUCUUUCGUUGUGUGUAUGCAGUGUGACUGAGCUUCUCCACUCGCUCAGGAAAUGGGUUUAUUUCUCCCUCAAAAAAGGACCUGCGUUUGCUCUCAAGGUUGAGAAACUCGAGACUGAUCUGUCCUUCGAGAUGCUCCAGAAUGGAAGCUGGAAAGACAAGCCGUUCAAGAAGUACAAUUUUGAAGCGGAUGGCGUAGAGCCGAGUGCUGGGGCCCUCCAUCCUCUACUCAAGGUCAGAGAAGAGUUCAGAAACAUAUUCUUUGAGAUGGGGUGAGUUUGUCGAGCCUUGACACUGCGCACGAGAGCACUGGGGAAGGCUGGGAGUGCCGCGCUUACGAGUGAUGCGCGCUUCUCAUCGCCCUGUCCACUUUUCCUCGUCUGUCUCUUGCAGCUUCACAGAAAUGCCCACGAACCGCUUCGUGGAAAGCAGCUUCUGGUGCUUCGAUAGUCUCUUCGUCCCCCAGCAGCAUGCUGCGAGAGACGUGCAAGACACAUUCUUUGUCAAAGGUACGUCACUGCACUUCCGUUGAGGCAUUGGAGCUGCCAAGGUAUCUGUAAUCCAACCUCUGAGAUCGCCCGUCGUGCCCGACUAUCUCUGUAGAUCCACCAGCAGCGAAGGAUCUUCCAGAAGAUUACUUGAAGAAGGUGACGCAAGUCCACGAGGAGGGUGGUUUUGGCUCGACGGGAUACCGCUACCCAUUCUCUCGAGAAGUCACCGAGAAGCUGGUUCUUCGAACGCACACCACCGCAGUGUCUAGCGCGAUGUUGUAUCAAUUAGCCAACGCGCCGGGAGGCUUCAAGCCUGCCAAGCUCUUCUCCAUCGACAGAGUGUUCCGCAACGAAGCGGUCGACGCGACACACUUGGCCGAGUUCCAUCAAGUGGAGGGUGUCGUGGCGGAUUACAACAUCACCUUGGGAGAUCUCAUCGGCUUCAUGCAGAUCUUCUUUGAGAAGAUGGGAGUGAAAGAUCUUCGCUUCAAGCCGGCUUUCAACCCUUAUACCGAACCUAGUCUAGAAAUCUUCUCCUACCACAAGGGUUUGGGCAAAUGGGUCGAGAUCGGUAAUUCGGGCAUCUUCAGACCAGAGAUGCUGAGACCAAUGGGCUUGCCCGACGGUGUCAAUGUACUUGGAUGGGGUGAGUGAGACGCCUACGCGCACCAGGUGCUGGAGGCAUCGCAACUGAGUGAUCUCCCAUGUUACCUUAACCUUGCACCCAGGUCUGAGCUUGGAAAGGCCCACUAUGAUCAGGUAUGGCAUCAACAACAUCCGAGAAUUGGUUGGGCACAAGGUAGACAUUGAGGGUGAGUUGCUGCUUGCAAGAGUUUCCAGCUGCUGCACUACUUGCUGUGGCAUUUCGAAUUGCGAAAGGCUUCGCGUGCUGACUUCGUCAUCUGCCCACUGCUUCUCAGGUGUCGAGAAGGCUGCAGCAGUCCGUUUCCCAUGA